Molecule: messenger RNA, 1428 nt
Organism: Columba livia (rock pigeon)
Lineage: Eukaryota; Metazoa; Chordata; Aves; Columbiformes; Columbidae
Gene: TGFA
Product: transforming growth factor alpha
Exons: 5
Coding region: 126-662 (178 amino acids)
Biological process (GO): positive regulation of cell population proliferation; epidermal growth factor receptor signaling pathway; positive regulation of mitotic nuclear division
Molecular function (GO): growth factor activity; epidermal growth factor receptor binding
Source: RefSeq, a predicted model, not a curated record
UCCGCGCCCAUUUCCGCCGGCGCGGAGCCCGGCCCCUCGCCCGCCGCGCUGCCGGGGACCCGGGACCCGCCACCGCCACCGCCACCUCCGCCGCCCCCCCGCCGCCCCCAGCGCCACCGACAGCGAUGCCGGGAGAGGCGGCGGCCGCGCUGGCCAUGGGUGUGCUACUUGCCGUGUGCCACGCGCUGGAGAACACCACGGCAGCCCGGAGCGCUCCAGGCCCGCCGGUGGCGGCGGCGGUGAGGUCCCACUUCAACGACUGUCCCGACUCCCACAGCCAGUUCUGCUUCCACGGCACCUGCCGGUUCCUGGUCCAGGAGGAGAAGCCGGCGUGUGUGUGCCACUCGGGGUACGUGGGGACGCGGUGUGAGCACGCCGACCUCCUGGCCGUGGUGGCCGCCAACCAGAAGAAGCAGACAAUCACCGCCUUGGUGGUGGUGUCCGUGGUGGCCUCGGCGCUGCUCGUCGGCAUCUGCCUCCUUAUACACUGCUGCCGGCGGUGGAAACGUUGCCCGUGGUGCCGGACGCCCGGCGGGGGGGACCAGGAGAAACCGGGGGGGCUCUUAAAAAGCGGCGCCUCCUGUUGUCAUAGCGAGACGGGUAAGGGGGGACCCUGGGGACAGCGCGGGGGGACCCCGGCCCCCGCCAGCCCCCCGGUCUGAUUGUGCUCCCCUCAGGGGUCUGACGGAACAGGGGGGUCCCGCCGCCGCCCCCCGCCCAGGACGCCCAGGACCAGCGCAGCAUCUCCUCUGGUUUUUGUCUAUUUUUUGUUAUUUUCUUACGUUUUUUCUUUAUCCCCCCCCCACCACAGACCCCCAGCAAAUGGGGGGGGGGGGGGGGGCGUGUUCUUUGGUUUUGGGUUUGUUUUCCUUUGUUUCUCGUUUUUUUGGGUGUUUUUUACAACCAGAACCGCUCCCGCGGGAUGGGGCUUUAUUUUCCUAUAGAGCCAGAAGCGCCGGUGGAGCCCCCGCCCCGGACCGCACCGAUUUUUGGGGACAGAAACCAGCUUUUUAUUAAUAACAAAAUGAACCUUAAUCCUAGGAAACCUCCUCAAACCGCUGCUCUAACCUCCCGGUGCAGCGUUAAUCUUUUCCGUAGCCUUUAUCAUAACCAACCCAAAGCUUUAUUUUUGGUUUGUUUCUUUGGGGUUUUUAUUGGGUUUUGGUUUUAUUUGUUGGGUUUUUUUGUUUCUUUUUGUUAUUUUUUUUUGUUUGUUUUUUUGUUUGUUUUUAAAGUCGCAGUUACUUUCAUGUCUUCUGUAUAUGUUGCACUGAAAGUUAAUAUUUAAUGUUUUAAUUUAUUUUGUGUGGUUAAAUUAAUUUUGAUUUCUAUAAUAUGUUAUUGUGAUCAUCUCUUUUCCCCCUCCUCCCCCCCCAACACCUGGAUUAUAGUUAUUUAAGUGAUAUAAAGGACACUUUUUUCAGAAAA